GGUCCAAUGGAGCAGCUUUGCAUUUUGAUCAUGAUUGGAUUCUUCACAGUUAUUGGUGGAGCACAAAACGCAACAAGUCCAGCUCCACCGAAGAGUCCUUCUUAUCUGAUCUCAGUCUCCAGAGUGAUACAGUCCGGGGUUCCAGCUACAGUAUCCAUCACCAUCCUGACCAAAUCAUCAGUUUUUGUUAUUUCUGAGCUCAUACAGGGGAACAACAGCCUGGGCCAGGCUCAGAGCACCAUCGAAGGAGGAUCCACUAAACUGCAGGUGCUGCCUCUUAUCCCCAUGAAUGAUUCCUGGUACUGGGAUCCCUAUAAACUGACUGUAAGUGGUUAUAUUGGACAGACUUUGGUCUUCUCUAAUUCUACCCUGCUGAAGUACAGCCCCAGGAGUGUGUCUGUCCUGCUCCAGACUGACAAACCCAAAUACAAACCAGGCCAAGCUGUAAAAAUCCGGGCUCUGGUUGUAACCCCUGAUGGCAAACCAUGCAACAAGCAAAUAGACAUCAUCAUAAAGGAUCCACGGGAGAAUCUGAUCCGUCACUGGCUGGCUGUAAACCUUUUACUCGGAGAGACGGCUAAAGAGUUUCAGCUCUCUCAGAACCCUCCUCUCGGGACGUGGAAAAUCAUGGCUAAAGUGGAUGAAGUCACCCAGGAAAAACUCUUCACUGUCAGUCAUUACAUAUUGCCAAAAUUUGAGGUUCUGCUUGACGCUCCUGAUGUUCUUUACUCUGAAGAGAACCUGAUAUACUCUGUUUCUGCACAAUAUCUUUAUGGAAAGCCAGUUGUUGGGAAAAUAUCAGUGGUGUAUGUCCAUGGCUUUCGAGGUACAACAGCAUAUUAUGAAGACUGGAACAUGAUUGAUGGAAAAGCUGAAUUCAGCUUUGAUGUUCCUUCGCUGUAUCAGAAGUCAUCACGUGACCCAUUUUAUGAAGACUUUGACCCCAGUGACUACAUUGACAUCCAUGUUCAGGUCACAGAGCUGCUGACUGGUGUCACAUACAACAGCUCUGUUCGUGUUUCUGUUGUGAUGUGCAAAUACAAUCUGGAGUUUCAGCAAUAUCCUUCCACCAUAAAGCCUUCUCUGAACUUCUCUGCCCAGCUAAGACUGUCCACCUGGAACAACCAUCUGCUGACAGCAGAGGACCAGAGUUGGAGUGUGAAUCUCACUGUGAGCCAGGAGCCUCUCAGUCCAUGGAUGUUCGAAUGGGAAAGUUCAGAAAAUUUCAAAACCCAGAAUUCCUCUGAUUUGACGUCUUUCCUUUAUCCUAAUGGAAAUAUUUCAGUGAAGAGAUUGCAACUUCCUGUCCCUGCUGAUGGACUCCUCCCCUUCCAGGUUGAGCUCUCUGAAAACGUGGCUAUUCUGACCAUAGAGGCCCAGUACAAAGACACUCGGAAGCGCCUACAGCUGCACAGAAGAUAUUCGUCACCUUCUCGAUCUUAUAUACAGCUGAGAUGCACAAGUUCUCCACAGAUCGAGCACUCUCUCUACAUGACUGUGGAAAGUAAUUUCCCUUUAACUCAAUUCCACUACAUGGUGAUAUCACAAGGCCAGGUGCUGGCUGCUGGCACUUUGACUUCCUCGUACUUCUCUCUGUCUCCUGAUCCAUCAUGGAUUCCCCUGGUGAAAGUGCUGGUGUACUGCGUCCGUCCUGAUGGAGAGAUCAUCAAUGAUGUGUUGGAUGUUUCCUUCACAAAAGUCCUGCGAAACCAUGUGUCUGUAAGCUGGUCAAAAGAACCUGCAGAACCUGCAGAGAAUGUGUCUCUGUCCAUCUCCGUAGCUGAACCCAGAUCAUUGGUGGGAAUCCUGGUUGUAGACAAAGCGAGCCAGGACUCAAACCGGAGCAACGAUUUUACAGAAAAAAGGGUGAUCGAGGAACUGUCUUCUUACACUAUGGAUAUGACCCUGAAGGAGGGAGUGGAACUUAGCAGCCCAUACUCUGUAUUCAUGGUGAGUGGCAUCACAGUUCUCACUGAUGCUCGCCUCAAUGCAGAAACCAGCUACAUCAGGCCUGAAGUCUACAUGGAAUUUCUAAUGCUGCUAACUUCAGAGCAGGCUGACCAGAAACCUCGUCAGCGUAGGAAUUUUCCUGAGACCUGGCUGUGGCUCGACAUCACCAUGGGUGAAUCUACAACGGCAGCUCUCACACUCACUGUACCAGACAGCAUGACCUCAUGGGUGGCCACAGCCUUCGUCAUAUCGGAGAAUCUGGGUUUGGGGCUCAGUGCUCCUGCAGAGCUGCGUGUCUCUAAAGACUUCUUUGUGUCGUUGAAUCUCCCGGCGUAUUUGGUCCGAGGUGAGCUGCUGUUGCUGGAGGUCCUUCUUUUCAACUACAUGGAUGUGGACCUGGAGGUGCUCGUGACAGUGGAUGAGAGCAGUAUGUUUGAGUUUGUGACCUCAGCUGGUGAUGCGUCGCCGUUAGCAAACAUGCGUCAUGUAACUGUUUGGAGGCAGAAAAGCAUGAUGGUGGUGUUUGCCAUCAGAGCCACCCAGCUCGGUCAGAUGCCCAUCUCUGUCCAGGCCACGAGCUUCUCCACCUCAGAUUCAGUCUCUCAGACAAUCUUGGUUAAGCCUGAGGGGAGGCAGCAAUCGUUCACUCAGACACUCUUCCUUGAGUUCGACUCAAUGAAGACAUCUGUGUCCAGAGGGGUGGAGUUUACGUUCCCUUCAGCAGCUGUGCCAGGCAGUCUGAGGGCCCAGGUUACUGCGGUCGGUGACAUUUUGGGGCCAUCCAUCAGUGGUCUCGACUCCCUGAUUCAGAUGCCAUAUGGAUGCGGUGAGCAGAACAUGAUCCACUUUGCACCGAAUGUUUACGUGCUGCGGUAUCUGAGCAGUUUGGGCCACGCGGAUAAGGAAACGCGCACUAAAGCACUGAGCUACAUGACACAAGGCUAUGAGCGCGAGCUGUCGUAUCAAAGGAUGGAUGGCUCUUUCAGUGCUUUUGGAGACAGUGACCCUUCUGGCAGUACGUGGUUAUCAGCGUUUGUGCUGAGAUGUUUCCUCCAGGCUCAACAGUUCAUCUUCAUUGACCCAGUGAUCCUGUUCAGGACGAUGAACUGGCUGCAGGCCCAGCAGAGGGCUGACGGUUCCUUUGCAGAGCCUGGACGGGUCAUACACACUGAGCUGCAAGGAGGAUUGGAUGGCCCUGUGUCCCUCACUGCUUAUGUCCUCAUGGCUCUUCUCGAAGACAUGGAGGACAAGCAUACCUAUGACGAUGAAGUAUCUGCUGCCACGAACUAUCUGACCUCCAGGCUGAGCCAAGGCAUCUCCAGUAACUACAGCCUGGCUCUGGUGACUUACACACUGUCUCUGGCCAAAAGUCCAUCAGCUGUGCUCGCUCUUACUGAGCUGAUGAACAGAGCCCAGAUGCAUGAUGGUGUGCCCAUGUGGAGCGCUGGUGGAAGCAGCGUGUCGGAGUCGUGGCAGCCGCGCUCAGCUGAUAUCGAGAUGGCGUCGUACGCUCUGCUUUCUCUGUAUAUGCAGGGCAGCAUGGAACACGCCCUCAGCCUCAUGAAGUGGCUCAGUCAGCAAAGAAAUCACCUCGGAGGAUAUGGCUCCACACAGGAUACGGUGAUCGCUCUGCAGGCUCUAUCAGCCUUUGCCUCACUGAGCAGCACAGAACAUAUUGACCUCAAAAUCACGGUGACAACGCAAACAUCUACAGUGGCUACGUUCAUCAUAAACCGAACAAACUACCUGCUCUACCAGAGCCAAGAGGUUGAAGCUGAAAAGCAUCUUCAGCUCCAGGUGUCAGCUGUGGGAAGCGGAUUUGCGCUAUUCCAGCUUACGACAUUCUACAAUGUAGAGACUCCAGUGCCGUCACGCAGACGUCGUGCUCACACAUGUGAGGCCUUUGACUUGUAUGUACAUGUUCUGGACUACGACAUGUACAAUGUCAAGGUUUAUAUAUGUUUCCGGCUGUGUGAGAACGAGGAGCUGAAUCAGACGGGAAUGGCAAUUCUGGAUGUCGGUUUACUCACUGGCUUCAGUUUGGCUCAAAGUGGCGUCCCAUUAAAUGAGCUGGUUAGGAAAGUGGAGACCUCCCCAGGAAAAGUCAUCCUGUACUUAGACUCGGUAACCAAAGCUGAAACCUGUGUGGAGGUUCCAACUACACUGGAGUUUAAAGUGACUGGUAUUCAUGAUGCAGUGGUCACGAUUUAUGACUACUAUGAGCCAAGGAGGAGGGCAGUGGGGACGUACACAUCCGAGACUAGAAGAGACGAAUCAUUAUGUUUUUUCUGUGGAGAAGACUGCUCUCAGUGUGAAGGUUUGGGGAACUCCUUGUUUGAUGGCAUUAUUUCCUCACACCAUCACCAGGGUUUGGUUCAGAGUCUGGCUUUGCUGCUCCUCAUGACCAUCUCCCCCUACUUCUAGAUAAGAGGUGGCUGAAAUGUCUUUUUGCAUUCAUAUAUAUUUUUUAAAGAAUGGUUCUGUUGUGUAGUCAGGACUAGGAUUUGUGCUGAGGAAGCUCCUACAGUGAAAUAAUAAUUCAGGAUAAUGUUAUAAGGUUGGUUUGCACUGAGUGAGUACUUUGAUGCAGAAUUUCUGCAGUCACCGAAGAUACAGUGCUGAGCGUAAAUGAG
Messenger RNA from Neoarius graeffei (lesser salmon catfish), 4583 nucleotides. It is a transcript of the gene cd109, whose product is annotated as CD109 molecule. Gene Ontology annotation, cellular component: extracellular region. The transcript is spliced from 33 exons. The record is from RefSeq and is a predicted model, not a curated record. Lineage: Eukaryota; Metazoa; Chordata; Actinopteri; Siluriformes; Ariidae. Bases 7 to 4374 code for a protein of 1455 amino acids. Gene Ontology annotation, molecular function: endopeptidase inhibitor activity.